AUGGUAAAGGAUCGUCUCAUAGAGCUUCAGACUCUGUCAGGAAAGACGAACUCCAGCAGAAGCAGUGGCCGUCGUGCUUCUCAUGAAAAUGCCCAUUUAUUGCCUGAUGAGCAGCAGACAUCUUUGGAAAGCUUCCUGAAUUGUAUGACCGAUAUUCGAACGAUCGUUAGCCAACUAGAAUCGUGGCUUGACGAAGUACGUACAUUACACGGUGAAUUACUGCUUGCUCCUGCAACAGAUGGAGAACUUGAUCAUGAAGUGACCGCUGUCGGUAAAAUACACCCCGAAGAGUCCCACACAACGGAUUUUCGCAUUAAACGUAACCAGAUUCGUAGUCUCACACGGGCCCUUCAUGAUGUUGUAUGGAAAUUCAGUGAAGAGGAGGAACACUACAAGGAACGUUGCAAAAAGAAAAUCACCGAUUAUCUGAGAAUACAGGACAUUUCAUUGACGGACGACGAGAUUAGUGAUGCAAUCGACAACGGCGAUAUAUUCGAAAAGACCAAAGGGAUACUUCUUGCCUACAGCGAUAAAAAGGCGCUUUUCGAAGAUGUGAAGACACGAAGAGAUGAACUGUUUGAAAUUGAAAAAGUCAUCCGCGAAUUAGGAGAAAUGUUCGUUGAUCUGAAUAACCUUGUUCUCAGUCAGGGUGAAAUGCUUGAUAGGAUUGAAGCGAAUGUUGAGGAUGCAGUUGAUUAUGCGGAGAAAGCCAAACACAACGUAAAGGGUGCUCGUGAAUUGCAAAAGAAAGCCCGAAAGUGUCGAUGGCCUCUAUUUCAGAUGAGCGCGUCUACCUCUACUAGUGAAAGUAAAACAUAUGGAGGAUGUGAAGGGCCGGAUGCCACAUAUGUAAAACUAGUCAGUAGUGACGGUCAUCAGUUUUACAUUAAGAAGGAACUUGCAUUGACAUCUGGUACGAUCAAGGCAAUGUUAAGUGGACCAGGGCAGUAUUCUGAAAACGAAAGUAAUGAAGUGAACUUCAGAGAAAUUCCGUCCCAUGUGCUACAGAAAGUGUGUCAGUAUUUCGCCUACAAAGUGCGCUACACAAGUUCAGCAACGGAAAUCCCCGAAUUCAGUAUCACCCCUGAUGUAGCGCUUGAAUUGCUCAUGGCAGCCAACUUCCUUGAUUGCUAA
Messenger RNA from Cooperia oncophora, 1134 nucleotides. The record is from the annotation of a GenBank genome assembly. NCBI's taxonomy places the organism in Eukaryota, Metazoa, Nematoda, Chromadorea, Rhabditida, Trichostrongylidae.